GCCCCGCGCCGCCACCACGUCGCCGCCAUGGACCUAGGGCCCUUGAAUAUCUGUGAAGAAAUGACUAUUUUGCAUGGGGGCUUCUUGCUGGCUGAGCAGCUGUUCCGCCCCAAAGCACUGGCACAGUUGACCAAGUCUGACUGGGAACAUGUUGGGCGGCCCAUUGUGGAGGCCUUGAGGGAGAUCUCCUUGGCUACAGCCCAUUCCCAGCCGUUUGCCUGGAAGAAGAAAGCUCUGAUCAUCAUCUGGGCCAAGGUCCUACAGCCCUCCCCUGUUACCCCCUCUGACACUGAAACUCGGUGGCAGGAAGACGUAUUCUUCUCAGUGGGCAACAUGAUCCCUACCAUCAAUCACACGGUUCUUUUUGAGCUGCUGAAGUCUCUGGAAGCUUCUGGACUCUUCAUCCAGCUCCUGAUGGCCCUGCCUACCGCUGUCUGCCGCACAGAGCUAGAGCGCUUUUUGGAGCACAUGACCAUUGACACUUCUUCCAAGGAUGUAGCUUUCUUCCUUGAUGUCUGGUGGGAGAUGAUGAAGCACAAGGGCAAUCCGCAGGACCCCCUGCUCUCACAGUUUCGGGUAAUGGCCCAUAAGUACUUGCCCUCGUCAGACGAGUUCUCCCACCCUCCAAAGAGGUUUAAGUCAGACCCAGAUGUGUGUCCAGCCAUGCCCCUCCUGGCCAUGCUGCUCAAUGGACUGAAGAAAAUCCAGAAGAGAAUCCUGUCUGUGGGGAUGAAGUGCUGUGCAUUAGCCAACUUGGCAGACAUGCUGACCGUGUUUGCUCUGGAGGAUGACCCUCAGGAAGUGUCUGCAACCAUGUAUCUAGACAAACUGGCCACAGUGAUCUCCGUGUGGAAUUCAGACACCCAAAACCCAUACCACAAGCAAGCACUGGUAGAGAAGGUAAAGGAGGCAGAGCGGGAUGUCAGCCUGACCUCACUGGCCAAACUCCCCAGUGAGACCAUUUUUGCGGGCUUUGAGUUCUUGCACAGCCUGCUGCGAGAAUGGGGGGAAGAGCUGCAGGCCAUGCUCAACAGCAGCCAGGGGAUGAAUUACGACAGCUACCGGCUGUGCAACAGUCUGACAUCUUUCAGCCAGAACCUGAAGCUGUACCUGGAUUCUACCAGCUUGUCCAAGGAGGAAAGGCAGAUGGUCUCUGAGCUGGCCGAGUGUGUCAAAGACUUUCUGAGGAAAACCAGUAGGGUUCUGAACAACAAGAACUUUGACAACAUCACUGCUUCCAUCGCCAUGGCCAUCAUUGAGCAGAAGAUGGACCGGCACCUGGAAGUGUGCUACAUUUUUGCUUCUGAGAAGAAGUGGGCCUUCUCAGACAAGUGGAUAGCCUGCCUGGCUAAUAACAGGUCUCUUUUCCGAGAUCCAGACUUGGUUUUGAGGCUGUUGGAAACAGUGAUGGAAGUCAGCACAACUGACAAAGCCAUCCCCCAAUCUCAGAUCAAGCAGGUGAUUAGCUUGAUCCUGGAAUGCUAUGCAGACCUCUCACUACCAGACAAAAAUAAAGUCCUCUCAGGUGUCUUACACUGCUGGGGACGAAAGGGCCUCACUGAAAGGCUGUUGGCUUACUUGGAGGGUUUUCAGGAAGACCUCAACACAACAUUUAACAAGCUCACACAGAGUGCCUCUGAACAGGGCUUGGCUAAAGCUGUGGCCUCUGUGGCCCGCCUGGUAAUACUGCACCCAGAAGUCACAGUGAAGAAGAUGUGCAGCAUGGCUGUGAUCAAUCUUGGCACCCACAGGUUCCUGGCUCAGAUUCUCACUGCCUUCCCUGCCCUUAGGUUCACAGAAGAGCAAGAACUGAAUUCAUCCACCACGUUCUUGGUGUCAUGCCUCAAAGAAACUGUCUGGACAGCGAUCUCUACACCCAGGGAAGAAAAGCAAUUUUUGGAGCUCCUGAGCUGCCUGAUGAGUCCUGUGAAGCCCCAAGGGAUUCCAGUCGCUGCUCUUCUGGAACCAGACGAGGUGCUGAAGGAAUUUGUCCUGCCUUUCUUGAUGCUAGAUGUUGAAGUGGCAGAACUCAGUCUGAAGAUCUUCAUCCAGACACUAGAAGUGAGUGCAGAGGAGUACUGGCUCCAGGCCUGUUCCCCGUUCCCCCUUCUCUUCAGUUUGUGCCAGCUCCUGGAUAGCUUCAGUAAGUACUGGCAGCUCCCCCAGGAGAAGCGAUGCCUCUCUCUGGAUGGGAAGGAUCAGGUGAUCCGCAUCCUGGAGCGCCUCUGUGAGAUUGUAUUAGCCAAUGCAGAGACAUUCUCCCCCGACACCUGGAUCAAGUCCCUGUCAUGGCUCCACCGUAAGUUGGAGCAGCUAGACUGGACUGUGGGUCUGAGACUGAAGAACUUCUUUGAGGGCCACUUCAAGUGUGAGGUGCCAGCCACACUUUUUGAGAUCUGUAAGCUUUCUGAGGCUGAGUGGACCUCCCAGGCCCACCCUGGGUAUGGGCCUGGCACGGGGCUUCUUGCCUGGAUGGAAUGCUGCUACAUCUCCAGCAGCCUUGCUGAGCAGAUGCUAUCUCUCUUGGUGGUGGAUGUGGGCAAUCCUGAGGAGGUCAGAUUGUUCAGCAAGGGCUUCCUGGUGGCCCUAGUGCAAGUCAUGCCUUGGUGCAGCCCCCAGGAAUGGCAAUGCCUUCAUCAGUUGAUCAGGAGACUGUUGGAGAAACAGUUCUUACAUGUCCCUUACAGUUUGGAAUACAUUCAGUUCAUUCCCUUGCUCAACCUGAAGCCCUUUGCCCAGGAGCUCCAACUCUCCAUUCUCUUCCUGAGAGCUUUCCAGUUUCUCUGCAGCCAGAGCUGUCAAAACUGGCUUCCUAUGGAAGGCUGGAGCCACGUGGUUAAACUGUUCUGCAGCAGUCUGACCAACCUCCUGGACUCAGUUAGGUUGAUACAGUCGGUGGGCCCCUGGGCCCAAGGACAGGACCAGGACUUGACUCAGGAAACCUUGUUUGUAUAUUCCCAGAUGUUCUGUCAUGUUCUGCACAUCAUGGCCAUGCUCCCUCAAGGAGUCUGUGAACCACUCUACGUGUUAGCCUUGGAAGUACUCACCUGCUAUGAAACCGUAAGCAAGACCAACCCUUCUGUUGGCUCCUUGCUCCAGAAGGUAAAUGAGCAGUGCUUCUUAAAGUCCAUUGCUGAGAAUAUUAGCCCCGAGGAGUGGCGCCAAACCCUGCUUCAGAAGAUCAGCAACUUCUGACCUUUGCAGGGCAGAAAAUAGUUGGGCCUCAACAUGGUGGUUCUGUAGGCGUUAGAGCUAAGAAACACAAAUUUCAGUUAUGUGAGUUUGUACAAAAGAUUGUACACCACAGUAGUGGUGUAAAGAAAAUAGUUUCUUGGGCAUUUGUAACAUACAAACUAUAAUAAAAAUUCUCUUUUGAGUCUUUCUCAGCAAUAGUCU
This is a messenger RNA of Castor canadensis (American beaver), 3396 nucleotides long. It is a transcript of the gene Gemin4, whose product is annotated as gem nuclear organelle associated protein 4. Gene Ontology annotation, biological process: spliceosomal snRNP assembly; rRNA processing. Gene Ontology annotation, cellular component: SMN complex. The record is from RefSeq and is a predicted model, not a curated record. Lineage: Eukaryota; Metazoa; Chordata; Mammalia; Rodentia; Castoridae.